AUGACAGAGAGCAACGAGAACACAGCUUCUCGACCGUCUCCCCCCACCGGCAACGCCUCCCUUCCCAAUCCUCUGAAUCCAAAGGCCCCGUCACCUCCAUUAAACACGAUCGACCCAGAGUCUGCGGCUCUGAUUCGCCAACUUCUCCGGCAAGACGUCGAUGAGAUUUCGAAUACGGGCAAAGGCAAGCAACCGAGUCGAGGACCCAGCGAUACAGAGCUAGCACUUGAACACUUGAAUAACCAGCUUCGAGAGCAAGAGCAGCUCCAUCAGGACCUUGUCCUGGCGCGGAGCCUAGAUAGGGCUGUGCAAGAUGAUGGAGCAGCCAUCGCUCUAUUUCAACAGGAAGAGGCUAUGGCACGAGCAGAUCGCCAGUUGGCGUGUCGCCUUGCCCGGAUAGAGUGUGCACCAGAGCUGAUGGAACAAGAACCCUUUGAUGCGGAGACAAUGUAUCGCAUGAACGCUGCAACUGCAGGUCCAAGUGGAAGUGUAUCACGAGGCCACACCAAUACGGGAGACGCCAGGCCAUCAGAGCAAGCAAAACGCACAAGGACCUCACCGGACCCGGCGACUCCUGGCCCAGGUGAUGCAUGCCCUCAGAAGCGUUUGCGAGCCCAGGUGCCGGAGUCGUCAACUCUGGCUGAGCGAUCACGACCGCCCGCCGCCCCUCGAAUCGUGUGUGUUUCAUGCAAUGAGUCCUACGAGCCAAGGGAUAUUUUUCGAGCAUUAUGUACACAUGAUUAUUGCACCGCAUGCCUGGUCAAGCUGGUUGAGCACGCGCUUCUUGACGAGACUCGAUUCCCCCCUCGCUGCUGUGGACGGACUCUUCCUCUAUCCCUCAUUCGUACUCAUAUCGGCCCUGAGCUGACACAGAGACAUGAGGAAAAGACAAUCGAGCAAGCUGAUCUUUCCAAGACGUAUUGCUCUAAUAAGAUCUGCUCUGCGUACAUCCUCCCAGAUCGAGUGUCAGGGUACAUUGGGACAUGCAGAUCGUGCCAAGUUAAGACCUGCACGAUUUGCAAGGAGGAAGCGCACGAGGGAGAUUGCCAGCCAGCAGCAAACGAGCUUCUAGAACUUGCGGUAAAGCAAAAGUGGCAGAAAUGUCCCUGUGGGCAUGUUAUUGAGCUCAACAUCGGCUGUAAUCAUAUCACUUGCCGGUGCGGUCGUGAGUUCUGCUACGUUUGCGGGAAACAGUGGAAGACAUGCGAGUGCGCGACCUGGGAGGAAAAUCGCUUGCUCGAAGCACGGGCUCGACAGGCAGCCGCACCCCGGCGGAACGCCGUUGUCAACCAGCCAGCUGUUCAGCCAGCAGCGGCUGCUGCUCCUCAGCAACAGGUUGUCCAACCGGCAGUCGCACCAGCUCCUCAGGUGCAAGUUUGCAACCAUCCCGGCCGAUGGCCUCGUGUUGAUGGAGAGCACGAGUGCCAACUCUGCGAAGACAUCAUGGAGGAAUACAUCCUCCAUUCUGUGAUUCGACCGCGAGAUGAAGAGCUGCUGUGA
Messenger RNA from Penicillium daleae, 1500 nucleotides. RefSeq names its product E3 ubiquitin-protein ligase. Gene Ontology annotation, biological process: protein polyubiquitination; positive regulation of proteasomal ubiquitin-dependent protein catabolic process; ubiquitin-dependent protein catabolic process. Gene Ontology annotation, cellular component: ubiquitin ligase complex; cytoplasm. Lineage: Eukaryota; Fungi; Ascomycota; Eurotiomycetes; Eurotiales; Aspergillaceae. The record is from RefSeq and is a predicted model, not a curated record. The transcript has 4 exons. The coding region runs from base 1 to 1500 and encodes 499 amino acids. Gene Ontology annotation, molecular function: ubiquitin protein ligase activity; ubiquitin conjugating enzyme binding; zinc ion binding.